UACUUGAAUCAAUAUGGCGGACCCCGUGUGGUUACCUUCAGCAUAGGACAAAUGUGGUUAGAAAUCUAUGGAAGUAUUGACUUGAAUAAUGUUUUACUGAAUCUCCAAGUUAUUAUGAGCGAAUUUCUCUCCCCGGUGACGUAAGCUAUGGCAGUGAGGGAAGUGAAACUAUGCCUGCUGGGCGAAGCUGCAGUGGGGAAAUCCAGUAUUGUGCAGCGGUUUGUCAAAGAUCAAUUCCGACCUGCUCUGGAGAGCACCAUAGGUGCCUCGUUUAUGACCAAGCGAGUAGAAGUGGAUGGCAAACACUAUGCCUUCCAAAUCUGGGACACAGCUGGACAGGAAAAGUACAGAGCACUGGCACCAAUGUAUUACAGAGGAUCAGCAGCAGCCAUUGUGGUCUAUGACAUUACAAGGGAGCAAACAUUCCGAGCUGUGAAAGAGUGGGUCAGUGAAUUACGGAAGAAUGCGGCGCAAGACAUAGUGUUAGCAAUUGCUGGUAAUAAGUGUGACCUUGAGGAUCUUAGGGAGGUACCUUACAAAGAUGUUCAAGACUACGCCCAACAGAAGAAUGCUAUUUUUAUAGAAACGAGUGCCUUGACAGCGGUAAAUGUGCCAGACCUCUUCAUAAAAAUAGCACAUCAGCUACCUCCAGAGGAUAUGCUGACCUCCAGAAUGAAUACCAGUUCUAUUAAAUUGAAUGACACUAAUCAGAAGAGGAAAUGUUGUGGAGGGCCGAGCAGGAAUGAGAUGGGCAGUCGGUCAGGCAUCCUGUGAAGUAGUGCCCCUGGACCUUGGCCAUAUCUCCCUAUCUGUUGUCUUCCUCAUCUCUAGCAACAACAUUCCAUACUUGUGUCAAACAUUUUCUCAACCUAACCUUCUUGUAUAUCCCCAAACCCCUGCAAGCCCGCUUCUGGAUACUUUGGACUUGUAACCAAAAGUGUUCAGCUCCCUCGCGUAACUUUUAUUUCCCACAUAGAGCUCCUUCUAAGCAAAUAAGGUUGUAAUGGAUAUAAAACCUACAUCGAAGUCAAAUACAUGAACAGUGUAUACUUAUGUGGUCUCAUGUUUUCAUCAUGAUGUUAAUUUAGGCAAGAAAAAUAUAAUUUUGGGCCAAAUUUCUGAAUGUUAAGCAAAUGAAUGACUAAUUAUCAAAGCUAGGGAAAUGUACAUUUUUUUCUAUAACUAAAUAAGACAAUCAUCAAUGAUUCCUCCAAUGGCAAUGCUUUACCAACCAAAAUUAUGCCAAAAUCACAGAAAUAGUGAAAAAUGUUGAGAAAUGCACAUUCAGGUAAAAUAAGUUUAUAUUCAAAUAUGAGCAUGUCUGAAUUAUAUCUGAAUAAUUAGACAACAAAAAGCGACAGGAUUGGUCUACAACAAUUAGAAAUAUUAUUAUAUAAUUUGGACGUCCUACAAGACUUGAUGUAAUUGAUGGGGAAAUUCACUGUUUUUGCCAUUAUGUGUGUUAUCUCCCUUGAUCAAUCUCGAUUUAAAUACUUUUUUACUUGUCAAUUAUAUUUCAAAAUGCCACAAAUCUA
Molecule: messenger RNA, 1535 nt
Organism: Mizuhopecten yessoensis (Yesso scallop)
Lineage: Eukaryota; Metazoa; Mollusca; Bivalvia; Pectinida; Pectinidae
Product: ras-related protein Rab-22A-like
Exons: 7
Coding region: 148-774 (208 amino acids)
Molecular function (GO): GTPase activity; GTP binding
Source: RefSeq, a predicted model, not a curated record